Pocillopora meandrina is the source of this 6090-nucleotide messenger RNA. The record is from the annotation of a GenBank genome assembly. Lineage: Eukaryota; Metazoa; Cnidaria; Anthozoa; Scleractinia; Pocilloporidae.
AUGGCGUCCUCGAAUGCACGAAAUAGCACAGAGAAAGAGCGAAUAAGUCGGAAAAGAAAACGAAACAGUGGUAUUCCAGGUUUUGCACCAACUUCAUCGUCAACACCUGCGGUAAACUCUCAAGCUCCGAGAUCAAUUAACGUAGAACAAUUCGCUGAAGCUCGCGCAUUGGAAAUCAAGAACAUGGUAGCAGCCAUCACAGAAGCUGACAAAUCUAAAGGGAAGCGUGUGUUUCAAACCCUACCAAACCACAUGAGGAGGAGAGCGAUGAGCCACAACGUCAAAAGAGUGCCUGUUCGUCUCCGGCAACGUGCUUUGUAUGAGGUAAGAACGAAAGGGCAAUGUCGCCUUAUAUUUAGCAUUGAGCUUUAGAAAUGCUGGUGUUUGUGCACGUGGUGUUCAAAACAAGGAAGUCUGCAAUGCUGCAUGGGCUUUUUUUUUGUUUUGUUUUGUUUUUUCUUCAGGAAUUACCCGACCAUUAAUCUCGAUGAAAGGUUGUGUUUGAAUUUUAUGACUAAAAUAUUGUGUGGUCGUGAAUGCAGCCUCAAAUGUAAGGCAUAAGAUUCAGCUUCUCUAGGAUUCAGUGGAAAUCUUUGCAGGCACGUUUCCAUUUAUUUUUUACCAAUAUCCAUGAGUGUGUCCUGAGCAGGGGCUACAUGGGGUUAAACAUUUAAAAUUGAGGCUGUAUACACCAGGGUUAGGGUUCCAGGAGUGGUCAACUGGACAUAGAGCUGCGUUAAAGGAAGGGGGAUACAUCAGGGAAUAAUUACCAAAUAAGGGAGAGGGUAGGAAUGAUUGAAAGGGUGGAGUGGGAUAGUACAGGAAAUAUGAGCCCAUGAGGAAAGAGCUAGGAAUGAGAGGGAAAGGAAGUGAAAGGGUGUGUAGGAGAUGGUAGUGAGAAACAUAGGAGGGAAGACAGGGGGCUAAGGUGAGGAAGGCAUAAGAGGAAGGUAUGGGAAUUAGUGGGUUUUACUCCUUCCUUCCUUUAUGGGGAGGAGAUACAGCAAAAAGGAGAAGGAAGGAGUGCAGAAUAUCCAAACAACCUAUGGAGAAAGAUGAAAAAUUAGUUAAAAGACUUCUACAAGUUACCUAUUAUUUCCAUUGAUCAACAAAUGAAUUAUUUCAUUCUUUUUUGUAUUUUCGGAAAUUAAAUACCCACAGCAAAUUGGGAUCCUCAGGAGGACCAAAUUACUAGUCUUUAAAUAUGUAUAUUUAGAAGAAACUGAUAAUCACCUUGAUCCCUAGAUGCAUAACUCAAGCAGUAAACCUGAGGGGCAAAAGAAAAAGAGUAGGUAUCAUCGCCGUCGGCCCAAAAACCUGCUUGAAGAAUACACUCGUCGGCAGCGUAAGCAUGUCUGGCUUGAAACACACAUCUGGCAUGCAAAGCGGAUGAAAAUGAUUGAUACUUGGGGUUACAGGCUUGCUGAUCAUCCCAAUGAUAAAGGCUACAGAGCAAGUUAUAGAGCCACUAAGAACAACUGCAUCUUACAGGUAAACACAUGUUUGGAUGAAUGAAGUCUUGACCCUUUCAACUCUAUUUCAACCAUAUGAGUAUGUUUUAGAACAAAAGGUAAUAACAAAGAAGUAAAAUAUCAACAAUGGGGCUAUUGUUUAAAAUAAGACUAAAUUGUCAGAACUAAAAUUAGACCUAGUAUAAAAUGGAGUAUUGAUAUUUUAGGAUCUUGGAAGUUAAAGAGUCAAACAUUAAUUUUUUAGUCUCCAUAAGCAUGGUGGCAUACAUGUCAGAAUUUACCACAGCUUCAGUACAGUUAUCAGACUUGAAACAGUUUAAUUUCCUUAGGAAGGAUUAGCAGUUCAUUGUAGGUUUUAAACUCAUGACUGGAAUGUUUUUCCUUCACCACCUUAAAAAUACAAACAAAUUAAAAAAAAAGACAUAACUGUGUCAGCUAAGUAAGCCAGUGCAUGUUUGGUUUACAAUAAAUAUAUAAAGUGUACAUUUCCUUCAUGUGUUUGGUAGGAUUUGUCUUAUUAUGGAUGCAUUGAAGUAGUUGGUGUCCAGCACCAGAUUAUCAAGGCAAUGAAUCACUUGACAAGUCAAGAAGCAGGUUUGUAUAUUGAAUACAUUUAGAAUGUUUCUGAGCAGGUAUAGUAAAAUAGAUACAAAAAACCAGCAGAAAAAUAAAUUAGCUAUUUGCCAGUCAUGGUUGGUCUACAGAUCUUAGGAGUGUAAUGGUUGGUAGGUGUCUAUCUCAACAGGAGUUGAGUGAAAGUGUAUGGUGUCUUGUGAGGUAUAAACCAGUGUAUUGAUUUAAUUGUUUUUCUCCAUGAAACAACUGACAAUAAUUAUGGUAUCAAUGAAAAACAAGAAAAAAAUUGCUCUUAAUUGUAAAUUCAAUCUUCCUUUCUCCAGGUCUGACCUUUGCUGCCAAAUAUUACUUGACAGGCAAGCGUGAAGGUCAUCUGAUGUUGUACAAACUGGACCAGUUCCCUCAAGGAGCAAUUUGUCCUGUAUCUUUUCUUUGGAGGCAAAUGAAAACAACAGACACCACAACAAUCACUGAGAAUAUGCAACACAGAGAAAAUGAUGAACUGAUCAAGGAAAUUGUUGAUAGUGAUAAUGUAACAAACAACCACAGCAUGGAGGCAAGUGAUGAAAUGCCCAUGAAAGAAGAUACGAGUCAGUUGUGGGUCUGGUGUCAUCCUGCGAGUUUCAGCUCAGUUUUUGAGGCAAUAAGUGAAGCUUGUAAGUCUGUUGGAAGAACUUCAGUUGAAAAAGGAAGAUGUUUUCCUGAUAAAGAUGACAAUCCUGAUCAAGAAACUCAAAGCUGUAAUUUUGUGAAUGGUUUUGAGCACCCAAAGUUAAGGGUUAUUUCUCGUCAAUAUGAUUUACUACGGUUACGUCUCACAGGACCAGAAUCACAUGCUCUGCUGACAAACACUCUAAAGUUAUCUUCUGGAACAUCUCAAAAACAUUGUGAAAAUAAAAGCAACAAGAAUUCACAAAAUAAUACAACAUUUAUCAAAGACAAAGGUGAUCAUAAGAGGACUUCAAAAUGGUGGGAGCAGAUACGAAAUAACCCAAGUGAUUCAACAGCUCAAAGUUUAUUAUGGGAGAAAUUAAGGAAGGUGUCUUCACCCUCAGUCCUUCCUUCUGGGUGUGUCAUUGGUUUGACUGUUCAUGAUCCACGCCUUUACCUUCCUGGAAAGAAAAAAAACAUCAUGCAGGCUACUGAGGAUAAUGAUUCUGGUAAUAUCUUACUGUUACAUGGUUUACACUAAAGCAUAGGAGCGUGGAAUCCAAAGGUCUGAGGUUUGAUUCCUCAUAAGGACUCAGAAUUUUUUCUUUGUCCCACGCGAAAAACAUCUUUCUUUAACCCUUUAACUCCUAGACCAUACAAUUCUUACAAUGUUUGUUCAGAGAAUUUAGUAUUGGAUCAACUAAUUAUCCUCAAAUUAAUAUUUUUCUUUAUUCUCAUCACUUGUACAAUAUCAUCUGGUUGAUAUUGUAUUGAUAUUGUAAGGAGAAAUUCUGUCCUGGUCACUCAUGGGAGUUAAAGGGUUAAAGGAUUUAGGACCUGUGAGAGGUUUUUAAUUAGUUCAAAAUGUUACAUUUGUUUUAAGUAUAUUAAUGCAUAGAAGUGAAUAGUAUGCAAAGAAAAUCAUUGUAAAUUUUUAACUAAGAUCAAAAUAAUUUAUAGCUUAAUAUUCUAAUUCAGGAACCUAUAUGCACAGAUCCCUUAAAAUUCUCUUCAAUAUGUUGCAUAUUUUCCACAGAGUUUUUAACUGGCAUUCUUCAUUCACAGAAGAUUCAGACUAUUGUGCUGAAAUAGCAUCUGCACCUAGUGAGAUGAUGAGCAAAGUAGAUAAAAGUACGAGCAAGCAGCCAUCUUUUGAAGAUCUCAUGGCCAACUGGCCAACUGAUGUUGCAGGCUCGCACAUCUGGGAGGAGGCAGUUUGUCGUGAAGUGAAAGAAACAAAAUUGUCUGAGCAGGAUUUGAACCGAAAGAGAUCUGCGCUCCUAGUUCCAGGCUCCCAGCUGGACUUGAAACCAGAUGAGAUUUCCCACAUUCCUUUGCUUCUCAUACAGCAACCAGGAAGUGCAGGUUAGGCUCUCUUUAAUACAUACAUGUAAGUUGCCUAAGAGUGACUAGUGUCUAAUUUCUCCCUAAAAUCUCACUCCUGAAUCAAAUAUGAAGGUCAGAAGAAUAAAAGAAAUAAUCACUAAGAAAAUAAACUCUUGAUUCUUAAAACAAAUUAUCUUUGUCAGUACCGUAGGAAAUGUAUAGAGAACAUUAUCAAUGGAGAAAAUGCAUCCUGAUGGUAGGAUGGAAAGGGUGAAAGCAGUUAGUUAACAGGAUUUGGCCAAUAUCAGGGACAAGGAAGUAGUUGUUGAUGUGAUCACAAAAAUAAAAUAAAAUUAGUAGAACUCUAAGAGUCAAGAAUGUCGUUAAGAAUAGAAGGCAAGGUUGGAUAGUCCACUGGUGCUGGUGACUUCCUCUGUCAAGAAAAAAGAGAUAUACAUGAUUUAUAUUAUCACAAUAAGAGCAACACUCCAAAACCCCAAACAGGAUACGGAUCGGCUUUGUUGGAAUAGGAUAGAAACGACUGCAUUUGAAUAAAUCACUGAAACGUCCAGCUCAAUUCGAACUGAGUGUUUUUUAAUGUUCCGUUUUAAUUAUUUGUGUCAACGCUGUGAUUUUUACCUUCAACUUAGAACGUUAAGGUUGAAAUAUAGGUAUAAGAACAACACGAGUACUCUAAGCUAAAAUUUUCGUAUUCUAAUGCCUUAAAUCUUUACGCAAUGUCCCAUCCAUCUUUCAGGUGACUGUAGAGAUGGUGCUGGAUACGGGAGUGGCUGGGACAUUAUCCUUCCCUGUGGAUGGGCCAUGGCAUUCUGGAUGGCAUUUGUCUACAGGGGUGCGAGAACUGGGGGCCUCCGGGAGAGUCAAACGUUAGCCCUUGAGCAAGGAGUGCCGUUCUUUCCGAAUGAUUUCCCUGACACUCCCUCAGGACAAGCGUACAAUGAAAACCUGAAAGCGGACGGCGAGGCCCAGUACGGCCGAUACCCGCCAGCGAAAAGACCUAAUUACGACAAAUUAGGUAUCAAGUCGCCCUUUUGUCCACCUUGGAAAGAACUUGUCGAGGACUGGAGUUUGUCUGAGCCUGAUUCUGGUGGUAAAGCAGUUGAAUCCACAAAGAGCGUUGAUAGAAAUAUCGAAAGUAACACCAUAAAAGUCGAGUCGUCUUCAAACGACGUCUCUUUUUGCAAGCCCUUUUACGUGUUGCGAUCUCGCUCUAAACUGGCUGCUUUGCGGAACUUUGUUUUGCGCGGCAAAACAAAACAGACCAAAGGUAAAGGCCUCAAGGAUUUUGUCACAACCACUAGAGCGCCUUUGCCGAUGAAUAAUGAUUUGUCUGCCAUCGUGAAAGAAGAUGCCAAUUCUCUGGUAUGCGUGCUUGUGCGGAUGGUCGGUCGAAACGUUCCCACACCCAACUCCACCUUAGCGAUUCCUUUUUCUGAGGAUAUUACAGGAUUCACGAAAUGUAAAGACACGUCCGGCCCCGUGGAACCUCUGCACAAAGGUGUGCUGGCUCGCACGUCUGGGAAGUCUUUGAGGAACUUAUGCAAGAGAGAAAUCGUGGGAUUUGUUUCAUCCGGACAUUUCUCCCUCGCCCGUGGAUGUGGGUUUGGGGUAGGAUUUUGUGCUCUACCGGGUCUUGUAAAAUUGAUAUCUUCUACAAGUGACAGAGGAGAAGUCAUGGUGUUAGUGAGGAGUCCGACCACUCAACAAUAUAGAUGUGCUCAUUUAACGAUUUUUUAGUCUAAAUUCAUUCGGUGUUUACGCUGGACACAGUUGUAUUUAAUAUACAACAAACUGAACCACUCAAAACCAACCUUUAGCUGAGUGCCACAGUGAUGUUUUUAACGGCAGUCUUUACAAGCCCAUCUAUUUGAUGGUACGUCGGAACAAGUUUUGUGUUUUGUCUUUAGUCUUUAAUUCCGUUUCAGUUAGGUUAAGCUCUCAUAGCUUUUGUUUAUAUCAAUGUCUUAAGCUUCGGGUAGAGUCACAAUGGAAGAAUUGAAGACCUCUAGGUUCAUGAAACAUCAAUAAAUGUUUUCGUUUUCUU